Orbicella faveolata is the source of this 2675-nucleotide messenger RNA. RefSeq lists its product as uncharacterized. Gene Ontology annotation, molecular function: calcium ion binding. The record is from RefSeq and is a predicted model, not a curated record. Lineage: Eukaryota; Metazoa; Cnidaria; Anthozoa; Scleractinia; Merulinidae.
UCUUCUGCUCAAAAGAAGUUGCGUUGUUAACGAGCCAGUAGCCCAGUGUGCUAUGCGCCCUUUGCGUGUGAUUUAGCCAUCUGCACUUGUGAACAGGUGGGACACUCAAGAAAAUACCAUGUUAUUGACGUACCUCCCCUAGCUCGGAGUUAACCAGCAAUCUGUCGUCAAUGCUCGUUGAAUUUUCAGUGACUGAAGUGUUACUGAAUUUCUGUACUAAACAUGUGGAGGGGGAGUGGGGUCUAGCACGUCCCAGCCUCGUCUCCACUCCCUCAACCCGCUUCACCCCUUAUCAACGAAUACCAAUGAGGUUUCGAGAGAAUAGACUUCAAUUAUACCAUGAUUACACUCUGAACAGUCGGCUACAAAGAAGAUUGUCAGUCUGACGCAAAUUUCAAAGCUCUUUCCAUGUAUUACAGUGUUACUUCACAGUUUAGUUAUCAAAUCAAAUGGUCAGAGGCAAUGUAGCGUGAUGGAAUGUGUGUUAUAGCAACCACAAGCUGUGUACAGAAAAACAAAUGAGCUGCGUGUCAACUGGUCAUACAGACACAUUUGCAAUUCACACUUGCAAGAGAAGUUCGGUCGGAUCUAAUAAAAGAGUUAAUAAUCGGUUUACUUGGAAUACUUCUCCUGAAAAAUGUCCGAGGAAAGCGAGUUGUCUGAGUUAAAAAGAGACCAAACAACUCAAGAUUUUGUGACGGGCUUAAAGGAAAGAGAGGAUCUGAAGAUUAAACUCCGAGAAAAAGAGAGAGAAUGUAACACACUUAAAGGACAGAUAUAUGACAUGACCAAGAAAGUAGAGGAUUUGGAAAAGCAACUGGCCGAAAAGAAUAAGAGGGUGGAAGGAGAAGAAAAGAUCACAAAAUGGAGGAAAAUUUGAGAAGAUUGUCGCACUGCUUAAACCAGGCAAGCAAAGUAGUACAACAACUGGCUAGUGCUACUAGCAAUUCUACCAGCAAUUCUGCUAGCAACUCCGUUCAGACCAUGGUAAGCACAAGCGGAGGGAUGACAUCAGUUAGUCAAGCUGUCAGUAGAGCGUGGGCAAUGAUGUACCAGUAGACCUCCAGAGGUUUGUACUCAUGUUUAGGUGCUCGAGAACACCUUCGAGCCUCCUUGUCGACUAGCUCUACACCUAGUAAUUCAAAGAGGCCAAAGGUUGACAAAGAUAAAGUGUUUGAAUUUGUUUUGAUGCGUUUCAAUGAUGAGAACAACAAGGAUCUUAAACCUGAAAAUUGGAUGUUAACCGAUGAAAACAUUGUCUUGAGAGGUCUCGUAACUCUUAAUUCACAAGCUAACGAGCUGGCCGUGAGAAAAGCCCUUUGUGAUACAAUUCAGUUAAAAUAUCCUGCUGUGGGAUGCCAGGACAUUGUGUUCGUAAAGGCCAAUAAGAGAAAACUUACUGAACCAGUAAAUUGUGAUGAGUACUCUUUUAAACAAGUUAAAUCUCCUGCGGGACAAGGGGCCAUCUACAUAAAAUUGAAAGAUGGGUACAGUUUUCUACUUGAUAAUGGUAGCUGCGAUGGUGACGAUGUUGGUGAAAGCAGCCAAGUAGUGACCAAAAACAUUCCAGACAACAAUGCUGAGAGAAGACCUGUACCCCCAUCCCCAGAGACAACUGUAGUCAACCAGGCAAGUGGCAAUAAUCAUCUGAAUACUGCAGUGAGUACUGAUAAUCUAGGAACAGCUACAGCAGAAUGUAUAAGAUUUUGCAAAGAAAGAGAUGUGAGCAAUCCCAUUGAGAUACUCAAGUGUGCUCAGAAGUUCAUCUUGCAGGGUUGUCCCUUGGAUGUGACCUCUCUUUCACAGCCACUUGAGGGUGAAACUAAUUUUGUGUGUAUAGACCAAUACCAGGUUUUAAAAUUGGUUGAAGAAGAACUUAACGACAUUGAAAAUCCAAGGCUCACUCUUGAAGUCUCCUUCCAUGGAGAAGCUACCAAUGAUGCAGGGGGUCCCAGGAAAGAAUUUUUUCAUCUUUGCCUGAAAGAAAUAAAGGACAAGUAUUUUGGCAAUGGACCAAAUGACCUCAUUGCAGAAGAAUCUGAGUUUGUGGGAACCUUUUGGCCUUGACCAUUCUUCAAAAUGGGCCAGUACCCUGGUUUGUUCUUGAAGAAAUUCUCCAACAGAUUUUUUCAGAUGCUCCUCCAGGGUCUUGCAUUGCAGAGCUUCAAAUGGGAUUCAUGAAACUUGGUCUUUAUGAAGUUGCCAAAAGUCUUCCAUUGUUUCUUCACCUUGUGUGCCCAAAUGAUGCAAAUCAACUCUCCAGAAAACAGCUGGUUUUUCUUCUCAAACCAUCAUUCUCUGAGGAAGGAACAAAUGCAUGCAAGUAUGAAAAUGAUGUUUAUGCUUUAUUCACAAAGUAUGUGCAAGAAAGUGCAUGCGGUAGAUGCGGUUCAGUCACCCUUGGGAGCAUUCUACAGUUUGCAACUGGGCUGGAUGAAGAACCACCCUUGGGUUUGAAUUACAACCUUGCAUUCAGUUUGUUGCUGCCCCUCAAAAUAAUAAGUGGUCCUUUAUUCCAACAGCUAAUACAUGUAGUGCAACACUGUUUCUACCUAAGUGGUCUUAUGACCUUCCUUUGCCAACUGAAGAGGAGCUGUUUGAAGUUUACUUUGCUUUUUCUGAAAGUGAAGAAUGAUCAUCGCAGUUAAUUUUCCAAUUUAAGCAAUUGGAAAGAA